UCAUCCCCAGCCCCUAGGAAAUAGAAUUGGCUGUGUAUUGGUCUUUGGAUUCUCUCAGCAGCCCAUAAUGUAUCUGUUGAGGAAACCGAGGCAUACAGGAGAUGGACAAUUUGGAUCAUAGCUGAGGACAAUGUCCUUGGAUGGCAGGGCAUCCAGUGUUCAGCUGGAAUCUGACUCUCAUGGCGUAGGGCCCAGUCUCCAUGGCAGCGGAGGAUUUAUUACCAGGCCUCCACCCAGCCUGCUGGACUUUGGACUCCAAGCCGGCGUAAAGAGAACCAAACACAGUUCCAGGAGCAAGGGGUGCCUGAGGAUGGCCAAGUUCCUUUCCCAGGACCAAAUUAAUGAGUACAAGGAAUGCUUCUCCCUGUACGACAAGCAGCAAAGAGGGAAGAUUAAGGCCACAGAUCUUCUGGUGUCCAUGAGGUGCCUAGGAGCCAGCCCCACGCCUGGGGAAGUGCAGCGGCACCUGCAGACUCAUGGGAUUGACAAGCACGGAGAGCUGGAUUUCUCCACCUUCCUGACCAUUAUGCACAUGCAAAUCAAGCAAGAAGACCCAAAGAAAGAAAUCCUUCUGGCCAUGCUGAUGGCAGACAAGGAGAAGAAAGGUUACAUCAUGGCAUCCGAGCUGCGGUCGAAACUCAUGAAACUGGGAGAGAAGCUCACUCACAAGGAAGUGGAUGAUCUUUUCAAGGAAGCGGGCAUCGAACCGAAUGGCCAAGUGAAAUAUGACACAUUUAUCCAGAAGAUCACCCUUCCUGUGCAAGACUACUGAGGGAGCCGAGAUCAAGGGAGCAGGGGAUGAGAGCCUCUGGGGCCUGAAAACCUAGACUGAUUCCUUUUCAUAAGGGAAGUAUAGAGAUGGCAAACACAGCAGUUAAGACCACGUGCCACAACCACUGCAUGGUAUAAGUACCAACAGAUGAUGUAGCCACGGCACUGGAUGCCUGUAAUAUGGUCUGUCUUGAGUUCGGUACUAACAGUCUAGCCCUUUGCAGCAUGGAAGGGCCUAUGGUUUGUAGUCAGAGUUGUAUGCCAGUGUUGGCUCUGCAUCGUCAUUCCCUCACGCACUGUACUUCUCAAAACCUUUGGACCUCACGAGGAUGAAGAUUAUGACUGAAAAUAAAUGGUUGGCAACUUGA
Messenger RNA from Mastomys coucha (southern multimammate mouse), 1139 nucleotides. RefSeq names its product calmodulin like 4 (gene Calml4). Bases 131 to 772 code for a protein of 213 amino acids. The record is from RefSeq and is a predicted model, not a curated record. The transcript has 6 exons. Gene Ontology annotation, molecular function: calcium ion binding. NCBI's taxonomy places the organism in Eukaryota, Metazoa, Chordata, Mammalia, Rodentia, Muridae. Gene Ontology annotation, cellular component: myosin II complex.